CGACAUACGAUAAAAAAUACAUAGGCUAACGCAUGUCAUUUUUUAGCAUGUUCAUCAUGGCAGCAAUGCAGAACCGUUCAUUCUCCGUUCAUAUGGCCAUAACAGGCUGACAAAGGGCUGAAUAUGUACGAUAUUUUUAGAGCGCAGUCACACGGAGGCGGAGCACGAAUGCUUCACGGCCAAGGAUGCGAGUGUCAAACAGCAGGUGGAGACUGACUGCUGAAGGAAAGAACCAGACGAUAACCGACCACAGAAUCUCAAAUACAUUUGAUGAGGAAGAGGGGAAAUAUCAAUGACUUGAUCUGCUUUAAACUAGUGGGACCUGAUAGCGUGAACCAUGGUGGACCCAUUGGAACCUGAUGACCAGAGUAAAUUCAGAGGGGCCCAGUUUAAAAGCCCUGCUGGAGCCUCUAAAGCACCAUGUCGACCUGAGCCAGGUGAUGAUAGAGAGAAAGAUGUUAGUGUGGAUUCCAGCCCACAUACAGAGCCCAGUACUGAACCUGUACCGAGCUCUCAAGAACCAUGCCAGCAGCAAAACAGUCAACCAGAAGAGCUAAAACUACAUCUGGACCUUUACAAUUUUGACUCACCAGCUGCAGAAGGCAGCCGGUAUGUACUGACAAGCCCUCACUCUCUCGAGGCAUGUGCACACUGUGGAGUGAAACCUGUGGAGCUUCUGCCUCGUCCACUGUCUGAUUUUGCCCGUGAGGCACCCGGCAGGAGUAUGCGUGUCGCCACAGGAAUGUUUGAGAUAUAUGAGCGGGAUAGACAUGCUAAACUCCGACACUGCAGAGAGGAAAGAGAGCGGAUUAUCAGAGAGGAGAAGAGGCGAAUUCCACAGGCAGCUCUCAACAAUAAUGCUGAUCCACUGGCUUCAGAGAAGUCACAGGAAACUGUUAAUGCUGGAUUGUCUCAACAAACCAAUCAUAAUUUAAUAAAUCCAGCCCCCAAAAUAACACCCACAUGCAGCGGUGCACCUAGAAAACAAUCUACAUCAACUACCCCUAAAAGCACGACAGCAGGGUCAGGACAAGUUUCUACAGUGUCCACGUCCAGCUCUCCUCCAAAAGUCAGUCCAGUGAACUCUGCUCCUACCGCUAAAGGAACUUCUGCCAAAACGUCUAAGUCCCUUGAAGUACAAUCUGGAGGAAAACCUCAAGGUCCAAAACCUUCAAUAAUCCAACGAUCGAUUCAGUCAGCUCCAGGAGGUCAGGGUUCAAAAAAACCCUCCAGUGCUCAUACAAAGGCUCCAAGUACUUUCCCCAGAUCAAUAACAAAACCUUCUUCAUUUCCAAGGACACCAACUUCGCUUGCCCCAAUAGUGUCAAAAUCUGCUGUCCAAAGUCCUGCCAAUGGCAUCACAAGUACAUUUGCACAGCAUAACGGGCACAUCAUCUCCAAAUCAAAGGCUAGAUGCAGAAGCCACUCAUUGGAGUCUUUGCAACGCAGACGUGACAUGUUUUGUUCCUCUACUGCUUCAACAACAAACACCACAACUACCACAUGUACCUCCUCUGAAUCUGCUUCCUCAUCCUAUAGCUGGGAUGGGGCAAGAGAUCACUGGGCUAAGACAUCAAGCCCUCGUGCCCGCACUUUAGCUACCUUUAACUCCCUGAUGGGUCGCAGUUUGAGCUUGGGAGACCUUAGCCACUCUCCACAGACUAUGCAAAAAGUGGAGCGCAUUGUGAAAGAGGUGAAACGACGAGGACUUAAAGCUGUCCCAGAACGAGACCGAAAGAUUGCUGCACUAAUGCUAGCCAGGUACCAAGAGGAGGACAUAAUGAGCCAGACACGCUACGUAGCACACCUGCAAUGGGACAGUGAGCGCAGACUAGAGGAGCUACGAAGGGAACGUGAAGAACGGGAGAAACAGAGGGCUGUGCAGCAGUGCCAGCGUGCAUGGCAGUCACAAGUUUCUACCCGGCAGCGCUGGCUUAACCAGCAGGAGCGUGAUGCGGCAGAAGCGAAACUUCGCCAAGCAUUGGAAAGUGAGGAGCGUUGGAAGGAACUGGCUGAGCAACAAGAACGCAGCCGGUUGCAGAAACUGCAACAGACUGCUCGUGAGGAGAAACACAAGAAAGCAUUACAAGAACAGAACCUUAAAGCUCUGGAGGAGGAGCGUGCUGCUAUUCUUGAGCAAGAGAAACUGCUCCUUAAGGAGAAACUGACCAUCGCUGAGCUGAGGCGACAGGAGCGAGAGCACCAAAUUCAAGAGGAGCGUCGUGGACUCAACCGUGCCGAGAAGAGGCGCCAUGCAGCUCUUAUCCAAGAGAUUGCACGGCGAGAAGUGGACGAGCGUGAAGAAGCACGGAGAAUAGCCGAUGAGAAGCUAAGUAGGUCUUUGGAAAACUAUGAGCAAAUACAAGAAAAACGUGGGCAAGAGUUAAAGGAGAAAGCUAAGCGUGAAGAGAAGCAGAUCCAGAAAGCAAGACGGGCUGCUGAACUACGUGAGCAACAGCAGAAGGAACAGAUGGAGGCAAGGGCUAGGGAAGCCGGAAGACGAGCACAACAAGCCGCUCAAAUAGCUGAAGAGAGGGCACGGGAGAAGGCCCAACGUGUGGUGCAAAGCAGGCAGGAAAAAGAACGACUUCAAAGGCUUAACCGUCAACGCGUAGAGGAGGAGGAGAAACAGCGUCGCCUAGAACUCUUGCAGUCCAUUGAACGCAAACUGGAAAAAAGUGAACAGAUUUUCAGAGAAAAACGUGCAGUCUUGGAAAGUGCCCGAUCCGUGGCGCGUGCAUCUUUCCACGUGCGGGAUCGUGUUCGUGAAGAGACAAACAUGCGCACCUUUGACAAGAUGGCCCUGGAGGCACAGUUAAAAGCAAAUUUAGUUGAGAAGUGAGCACUUCAACUGUGCAACUUAAUUGCUCUUUCCAUGCACAUCUGUCUAGAACUAAGCUGUGCUUGAGCCUACAUGCUAGCCUCAUCACCAAACUACAGCAACAAUAUUGAUGGUCAUGCCCUUAAGUGUUGUAUCUAAAGAUUCAUUUAUUCCUGAUGCUGGAUCAUUUUCAUCAUGUCAUCUAAAUAAAUAUUUUUCUGUAUUUAUAUAUUUUAAAUGUUAAUUUAAGAACUUUGUGCUUAUGUGUGUAUGAUUAUAUGUCGGGGCAUGAUUGUUUUUUUGUAACUUGGCAGCCAUGUUGCUUUGAGAACUGUAUAUAAUGAGUUCAUUGUUUACAGAGAAGUUUGGCACUAUGGCAACAGUGAUGGCUUCUUUCUAAGGGUAGCUUUAUUUCUUAGAAGAAGAAAAAGAAAAAGGGGAUGGGAUGUUUCUCCCAGAGUAAAUCUUUUGAGGGAGACUCUUGUUUUAGGAAUCUUGGCGGUAGGAGAGUGAGCCAUGACUUGACUGUGUGUAAACCAAACUCCAGCUAAAUGCUGACCCAGCAUUACAUCCUAGACCCAUAGUCAGGACAUGACAAAGAAUGAUCUCAGCACAGCCUAACUGCUGAUGAAGCACAGGAGUCUUUGGUCAGCAACAGACCAAUCAGGGCUCAAAUCCAUACUGACAUCCCCUGCAUUCCUUCAGGUGUGCUUAUUUCUUUUCUUUUCUCACAAGCUUCAUUUUUAGUAUUCCACUUCCCAUACGGCAUGUUCAGAAUGGAAUUCUAGCUUACUACUUACUGUGCAGUAUAAACUAAACAUCAGUGCUCAUUAUUCAGAAAUAUUUGACCACUGAAUUCAACUAACCAAUUAGAAUAAAUUUUUCUGAGUGCUUCAUUAUUGUAACAUGACAUUACCUCAUCACAACAUGUCACUACUAUGAUUAAUUUGCAUUUUUAAUUUAGGUUUGAGUUAAAAUGUCAACUUUUGGCAGUCCAAUAAAACAAUGAGAACGUGCAGAAAUGGGAAUGCAUUGCAUUCUGGGAAAAAUUGUUCCGGUAUGCUUUUUUUGUAUAAUGCACGUUUUGGUUGCAGGGCAUACGGAAAAUAUGCAUACUAUGCACAGGACACAUACUAGCUAUAUACUGUAGAAAUAGUAAGAUCAGUAGUACAUCUUGCUAUUUUGAACAUUGCCUGAAUAUUAAUGGUUAAUGCAAUAUGAAUGUUCAUAUUACAUAUAAGAAACAGGGUGCUAGUCAUAAAACUCCCAUUGUACUAGAAAUGCCAUGUCAUCCUGGUACAUAUCUAGAGGACAGGGUUGGAGGAGAGCUCACAUCGAUAUCUGUGAGAAAAGCACUGCAAUAGGCAUUUCAGUUCCUAUGAGAGCUUAACCCACACUGAUGCUUUUCACGGCAGCCAUCUGUCACAGGCUUUUUUUGUACUGUAAAGCAGUCAACAACUGUUUUUAGGGCUAGCACAUUUUCAGUGCCUCUGCAUACAGGCUCUUUAGAUAAUUAUUGCAUGAUAACUGCACAACACAUUUAUAUAUUCAAAUUUGUUAUGCAAGCAAGUCUGAUAGUGCAGCUUAAUUAUUAUUUGUUUUAUACAACAGAGUGAAAAGCAAAGUUUCUGUGCAAUAACUGUCUGUUAUCUGGUUUGUCUCUUCUGAUGCAGGUUUGGGAAUGGAGAAGAUGAUGAUGUUGACAUCUGUGACCUGAUUCAGUAAAAAUAACCCCCAAGAAACUGCAAAUUUCACUUUGAUCACAGAUCCUUAUUCCCUUUCUGGCAGUGACUCAGCUAGGCAUGACGUAAUUGAAAGGUUUAAUAAACACUAAAGCCAUUUUACUUCCAGCAUAUCCAGAUGGCAUAUCAACACCACUUUUAAUAUCAUAAAAAGCCCAAAGAAACAAUUUCAUUUGUACAAUUUCAUAUUGUAUCAUAGGUUAAAUUUAAGGGCUUUUUAAAUGGAAGCAGAAUCGUGUUGAAUCAUAACUAAGCUAAUAAUCUCGGUUUCAUGAAGAUGGACAAAGAAAAAAAAAAGGAUUCUGAAUGUAAUUCAUAACAAAGCUUUUUAGGGCUAGUGACAAAGCAACAAAGCAAGUGUUAAUUACAGUUUGAUAAAAACAGAUUGUUUUGUUAAAAUGUUUUGUUGUUUCUUUUAUUUUAAGCAUAAAAGUAUAUCUUCUCAAAUUGUUAUAUUUUCGUCUCAGUGCCUUUUUUUUUCUUUUGUUGUUAAUUGCAAUGAAAAUGUUUUAUGUAGGCUACAGAUGUUUCAUAUCUAGUUUAUUUAAAAAGUGAAAUGCAGGGUGAUGCUUUACUUGAGAACCAACAAUUCAGUUUUGAAAAUGGCAUACUGUAUUUAAAAAAAAUAAAAUAAAUAAAAAUAAAAUAAAAUCUGAA
This is a messenger RNA of Cyprinus carpio (common carp), 5220 nucleotides long. Its product is annotated as coiled-coil domain-containing protein 177-like. Lineage: Eukaryota; Metazoa; Chordata; Actinopteri; Cypriniformes; Cyprinidae. The record is from RefSeq and is a predicted model, not a curated record.